ACAGGGUUAUGCUUUCUCCGCUUCAUCCCUAGUCUUUCUCUCUCAUCUGGUUCGAGAAUGGCGGGAAUCUUAUCUUAUGCCUCUGUUUAUCCUCCCUACUCCCGGAGAGCUUUCACACGCAUAGUACCGUUGCGGUCAUCUUCUCAGGUCGCCGUCGCACCACUUCUUGAUCGUCGUCAGGAGAACCAUCCGUUUGUGCCGGAGGUUGAAAAGGCGGUGGAUUCUUUGUAUUCAGAGUUCAGAGCAGUGGAUAAUCUAGUGGCUAGAAACACAAGUCGCCUCCUCAGAGCCUAUCAGAAUGCUCGAGUUGCAUCUCAUCAUUUUGCUGGUUCCACAGGGUAUGGUCACGAUGAAGCUGGGGGACGUGAAGCUCUUGAUCAAAUCUUUGCAGAAGUUUUUGGUGCAGAGUCAGCUAUAGUCAGAUCACAGGUUUCGUUUGCCUUGUUGACUGUUUCAUCAAACUUUUACACCAUGUUUGAAGUUUUUUUCAUUAUGUGCUAUUAUCAGUUUUUCUCAGGUACCCAUGCUAUCACAUGUGCAUUGUUUGCUUUUCUGAGACCUGGUGAUGAGCUUUUGGCAGUUGCUGGUGCUCCUUAUGAUACCUUAGAAGAAGUCAUUGGAAAAAGGGACUCUCGCGGAUUGGGUUCCUUAAAAGAUUUUGGUGUAGAGUACCGAGAAGUGCCUCUUGCAGAGGAUGGAGGUCUUGACUGGAACUCCCUAAAGCAUGCUAUUAAACGUAAAACAAAAUGUGCUCUCAUACAAAGGUCAUGUGGCUAUUCUUGGCGACGCAGCUUAAGUGUAAAGGAAAUAGGAAAGGCAAUUCAUAUAAUCAAGAUGCAGAAUCCAGAUUGCUUGGUCAUGGUUGAUAACUGCUACGGUGAAUUUGUAGAAGACAUUGAGCCUCCAAUGGUGGGUGCUGAUCUAAUUGCAGGAAGUUUAAUAAAAAAUCCUGGUGGAACAAUAGCACCAUGUGGUGGAUAUGUUGCAGGAAAGGAAGAAUGGGUAAAAGCAGCUGCAGCUCGUUUAUCUGCACCAGGGCUUGGCAUUGAUUGUGGCUCCACUCCUGGUGACAUAAUGCGAGCCUUCUUCCAGGGCUUGUUCCUAUCUCCUCAAAUGGUUGGUGAAGCAGUCAAGGGAGGCUUAUUGAUAGCUGAAGUUAUGGCAGCUAAAGGCUAUAAAGUGCAACCUCUUCCUAGGGUUACUCGACAUGAUAUAGUUCAGGCAGUGCAACUGGGAAGCCGCAAAUCCCUUAUUUCAUUUUGUGAAGCUGUACAAAGGAGCUCACCUGUCGGAUCAUUCACCAGACCUAUUGCUGGCUUAACUCCUGGGUAUGCAUCUGAGGUAAUAUUUGCUGAUGGAACAUUUAUAGAUGGAAGCACAAGCGAACUCUCAUGUGAUGGACCACUAAGGGAGCCAUUUGCUGUUUAUUGUCAGGGUGGCACCCAUUGGACUCAGUGGGCAUUAGUUCUAGGAGAUGUCUUGAAAUCAAUAUGAGGUGAAAUUGAACCACCUUUCAAAUUAAUCGGGUUUUCCCAUAGUGGACGAACAUCUGAAUGAGCCCUUUCUUCCUAGCAUGUUGCAUCAAAGUAUGAAGUGGCCUUCAAAAGAUUGGAACCUAAAAAACGGUCUGAUCUAUUGAUGCUGGUAGAACAGGUUUAACUCACAGUGUUUAUUAUUGCAUUAAAGAAAAUAUAUGCAGAAGGAGCUUUAGCUAUGUAGAUUGUGAGUAGAGAAAAUAGGAAUAUCUUUAUCAAAAAUGAAACCAAUAUUCUUAAUAUUUCUUAUUAGUCACAAGAUCAAUCAACUGGUGGUACCAAAGUUUGGUAAAUUAUCUUCUUUAUGAUAAUUCAUUUUUCAAUAGUUACAGAAUUAU
Molecule: messenger RNA, 1873 nt
Organism: Impatiens glandulifera
Lineage: Eukaryota; Viridiplantae; Streptophyta; Magnoliopsida; Ericales; Balsaminaceae
Exons: 11
Coding region: 58-1494 (478 amino acids)
Source: RefSeq, a predicted model, not a curated record